Messenger RNA from Gloeophyllum trabeum ATCC 11539, 1227 nucleotides. Its product is annotated as dynactin, subunit p25. The transcript is spliced from 8 exons. The coding region runs from base 14 to 583 and encodes 189 amino acids. The record is from RefSeq and is a predicted model, not a curated record. NCBI's taxonomy places the organism in Eukaryota, Fungi, Basidiomycota, Agaricomycetes, Gloeophyllales, Gloeophyllaceae.
AGGCCUUUUGGCCAUGGAGGCCCCCAUCUAUUAUUCCAAGUCUGAGUUCAUAGAAACUGACACAGGCAACAAGGUUUCGCGACGCGCUACCAUCGCUGGUCCCCAAAAUAUCAUACUGGGCGGGAAGACCGUAAUCUCUACGGGUGCUAUCAUUCGUGGCGACCUGAGGAGAACAGGGCCUGGACAUGCUGUCGUGAUCUCCCUCGGGAGGUACUGCCUGGUUGGGGAGGGUUGUGUGAUGAGGCCGCCGUAUAAGACGUACCGCGGGAACUUUAACUACUACCCUAUGAAGAUAGGAGAUCACGUUCAUAUCGGUGCCAACUCGGUUGUCGAGGCGGCUACUAUAGGGAACCAUGUUGAGAUCGGUAAAAAUUGUGUCAUUGGAAAGUUUACCAUCAUCAAAGACUGCGCGAAGAUUGCCGAUAAUACCGUGAUUCCUCCGAAUACUGUUAUACCCGCUCUCUCGCACUUUGCCGGUUCGCCGGGGCGAUAUGUGGAGGACAUGCCCGAGUCCACGAUGGAAGUUGUUGAAGCACGAACUAAAGGAUAUUACCGACGCUUCAUGCCGUUUGAAGGUCGGUAGUUUGCGUGGCUUUCACGAAAGCCUCCUACGGGCUGGACGAGAUGUUCCCCUCAGUGAGAUACCGGGCUGUAACAGAGCUGUAUGAAAUCGUGAAUCCCAUGUUAGAGAGACACCACGUGCCUGAUAGGAUAUGUUCACGAUUCAUUGUAGUUCUAAUCCAGUCAACUUAUCACUUGUCCUGUUUUGGGCGGCGGCUUGCAUGUGUUGUCCAGCGGCUACAGCUCAACGCUCAUAGCUGUCGUUGAUAAUGACUUCGGCCAUGACACGGACGUAGAUAGGAUUGCUCUGAUGACGCAUUCAAGUAAGCGUCGUGUUUGUCACUGCAUUGGGUCGUGAAGGGUUGCGAGUGCUGCAUGAUGCAUCGAUCUAAUUAUUAACCAGACUCUGAUGUGCGUCAAAGACGUGGAGAUGAGUCAUGAUCACCACCUUCUGAUUCCGCAGUGGUUGCAUUUUUGGUGGAUGGCUGCUUGGCAUUGACAACUGCUGACUCGAUUACGGAAGUUCCUCAAGUGCUCUGCAAGGGUUGUGACCGGCGAAAGCUUCCCAGUACUGUCGAGCGCGUCUUGUAGCCCGGCCGCACAGUCGGGUGGUCUGCGCUCGGGAUGUUUUGUACCACUAUUCAGUAACGUUGUGCUUGUACCUCA